This is a messenger RNA of Hydractinia symbiolongicarpus, 1938 nucleotides long. RefSeq lists its product as uncharacterized. The coding region runs from base 888 to 1691 and encodes 267 amino acids. The transcript is spliced from 3 exons. The record is from RefSeq and is a predicted model, not a curated record. NCBI's taxonomy places the organism in Eukaryota, Metazoa, Cnidaria, Hydrozoa, Anthoathecata, Hydractiniidae.
UAUCUGGAACUUUCUCUAUCUCGAACAAAUUUUUUGGUCCCUCUAGAGUUCGAGAUAGAGAGAUUCCACUGUACUUUUUUUUACCCAAUAGUACCCUUUUGACUAUAAUUUAAGAAUUUUUUUUAAAGAAGUCAGAGUUAUCUCACAUUCUCAAAGGAGACGAUGGAAUGUAUGCAAAACUUUUAGAAUAUGAUCCGUCACCGCACACUCGCUUCAAAGCAGGGAACGUGAGUUAAUUCAGGGGAAUUUGACUAUUAAAUAAAUGGUAACCGAUUUUAAUUAGAACGAUAUAUAGCUUAUAUUUUAACUGCAACAUGACCAUGUAAAUUACAACUAGACGAAUCUCAAUUCUCAAUCGCAUAAAAUCGUAACGUACCUUGGUAGCUAGCUGGCUAUAAGUUAAUUCCGGACUAAUUUACGCCGGGCCUAAGUCAACGACAACCCUUAGUUAAAGCCAAUCUUAAGUUAAUGCCGGGCCUAAACUAAGGCUAAUUGCACUUGCUUAAGUCAACGCCUAACCAACUUCACCUGGAUAUAGAACUUGUAUCGAAAGCAAGGGAUUAAGUAUCCAUAAAAGUUUUUUCUUAAAAAUUGAUGAAUAAUAUAAACACAUUAUAUGAUACCUAUAAUCGCUCUUCAGUGAUGCAAUAAAUUUUUUCGCACGAUUAACUAUUACAUCGAAAGCAUUUAUGUGUGUUAACUGAAGUUGUAGCGUCAGAAAUGUCAGAAGAAUUUUAUGUGGAAUUUUGAGUGGGCUAUUAAUUGCGAUAAUUAAUAUUUAAGCAUUGCCUCAUGCAUCUUAACUGGUUUUAAUUGAUGCAGUAAAAAUUUGAAACGUCAGUUAAACGCGCGUGGUAAUGUGACAGUGCAGAAAUGCUCCUGUAUCAAUGGCAAGCGACAAUGCAACAUACUGUAACACGAACUCUCCUGCACGUAACAAAAUGAAAUAUAUUUACAUUCUCUUGUUAGCUGCUCAUCUAACCGUCACCGUAUAUACGGCACCGACGUUAACAGAUAGUCUUAGUAUAAACGAAAUACUAGAAAACCUACUCCCUAGCCAUAGAUCUGCACAACAAUCAUGCCAGGUGAUAUCAUUCAUGGAAGAAGUAGGUUUAUUUCACGGAUGCAAGUCUAAGAAAGUCAAGAAGACAGCUUGUUCGGGACUAUGUUCCACUGCGUUUGUACCCCGACAAAGGACGGGUUAUUUCGAGUGCUCAAUGUGUAGCCCAGUGGCGGAAGAGGAAUUUGUAGUGACUCUUGAUUGUGGGCUUGAAGAAAAACAGGUUCUUGUGAAGAAAGCGACUAAAUGCAGAUGUCGACCAUGUCAGAUUGAUAACAAAAUACCGACGCUCGCCCCUCCGCGCAAACUUCGAAGUAAGAAAAAGCAGCGGAAAAUCAAACGCAGAAAGCGAAAUCGGAAGAACAGGAAAAAGAACAGUAAAGGGAUUUUUAACUCUUUAAAAUUAAUUCGAGAAAAAUUGAGACGAAAAUACAGAAAGAGUAAGCGUAAAGGAAAAAACAGAAAAAGAAGAAAAAAUAGGAAGAAAAAAGAACAGAAAAAUAAAGAAAAGAAAAAUAAAAACAAGAAAAAUAAAGAAAAGAAAAAUAAAAACAAAAAAAAUAAAGAAAAGAAAAAGACAGUUAGUAAGAACAUUUCCUAUGCUGAACUUAUAUCAUACAUUUUUUUGUGACAUUGUGACAUGAAACCUUGAGAAAUACUAUAAAAUAAAAAGCGAAAAACAUUGUUUAAAAGAGCGCUGGUCAGCCAUAUUGUAUGUCACUAUAGCAACCAGAACAAAAAUACUAAUGCUGGACAGGAAAUUAUAUUGACAGUUAGUAUAUAUAUAUAUAUAUAUAUAUAUUAUUUAAAAAAAGAUAUAUAGCCUGUUGUAAAUAAUAGUGUAUAUAAAAUGUAUUUUUUCACAUAUGUACAAGCGA